This is a messenger RNA of Blepharisma stoltei, 1007 nucleotides long. The record is from the annotation of a GenBank genome assembly. NCBI's taxonomy places the organism in Eukaryota, Ciliophora, Heterotrichea, Heterotrichida, Blepharismidae.
AUGAUAACUUCAAAGAAUAUUCACAUAAAUUUAUGAAUAAAUUAAAUUAUACGUUUUAAUGUUUUCUCCGCAAUUUUCGUUGCCUCAGUACGCUUUCAACCAGAGCCAACUACUUGUCUGGCGGAAAUUAAGCCCCUUUUUAAGCAGUGGCAUACUCCAAGGACAGAGCUUGUAAGUUGACCUCAUCCAUCAGAAUUCCAUUGUCCGUUACCUCCUAUCGGACAAAGUUGAGGAUUGUUGAAGCCCAGAAACGCUCUCCAGAAGCUGGAAGGGAAAAAUUUGUGGCCAAAAGGCAAUCCAGGAAAUAUUUGCUGUCCAAGGGUAGCAACAGCUUUCUCUUAAGGUUAUCAUCCCAUGUGACUGAUACCUAAACCUUGAUUCCGACUAUAAAGUCAUUAUUGCAAUCAAGAUAAUGUAUCAUGGUUGGCCAUCACCACAUUAAUUAUCUAUAAAUAAAUAAGGAUUACCAUCACAUGAAAUCUCAUAUAACCCUAACCUAUGAGCCUUUAAACCUAGACUAUUAUGUAUCACAGGCCUCAGACCCUUCCUGCGGUGCUAUUUCUGUAUUUAUUGGGACCACUCGUGAUAAUUUUGAUGGCAAACGAGUUGUUAGACUUGAAUACGAAGCAUAUGCACCCAUGGCAGAAAGGAAAAUCAAUAAAAUAAUCGAAGAAGCCAGUAAACUAUGGCCACUCCAUUCUGCAAUAGUUGCCCACAGACUAGGACACGUUCCUACGACCGAAGCCAGCAUCAUCAUUGUUUGCUCCUCAUCUCAUAGAACCGAAAGUUUAAUGGCAGUCUCCUAUAUAAUUGAUCACCUUAAAGCAGAAGUUCCUAUAUGAAAAAAAGAGAUAUAUGAAGAUAGUGGAGCAUGAAAGGCAAACAAAGAAUGGCGGCAUCCAAUGGAUAUUCAAAAUAGAACACUGGCACAAAAUAUUGAAAAUUUAGAAAGCGAGUAUAAAGACAGAGAAAAAGUUGAUGAUAUUGGUCCUUCACUUAACAGAUAA